CGCAGCCAGCCAGCCCACCGCAGUGGCGACUCCCCCCCUACUUAGACACUACUCGGUCUCACCCUUCCCCUCCCUCCUUCCCUCCUUUCUUGCUUGUAAAAUACUCACCCCUCUGUUUGUCCAAAAAGCCAAACAAGACAACGACGACGACGACGCACAUCACACGCACUCCUCGUCUCCCAACAAACCUGUCGAGGGCGGUGUAACGGUUCCUCUCUGUCGACAAACUCGACAACUUUUCCUUCUUCUCCCCGGUCGACACCUCAUCAACCGCUACCAUGGCCCAGCAGUCUCUUUCGGACCAGGCCAAUGCGGCGUCUACCGGCACCUUCACGGCGGCUCUCGUCUCAGCCGCCAUUAUGGUUGGCGCCUGUUUGCUUUUCUGGUUGAUCUUCCACGGUAGCAAGAAGCUCGUCACCGUCUUCCAGCCGCGCACCACAGACAUCAAGCUCGCAGAUGAGCGACCCGAAUCUCUGCCACCCAACCCCGUUAGCUGGUGGAGGCGAGUCUUCAGCCUCGAUGACUUUGAGGUUCUCGAGCUCAACGGCCCUGAUGCCUACUUUUUCGUUCGCUACAUCAAGGUCUUCGGCAUCUAUCUGUUGGCCCCCUUGGUCAUCCUCGCGAUUGGUGUUCUUGUCCCUAUCGCUGUUGUUAAGCCCAACAACGGCAAGACUGGUGUCGAGAAGAUGACGAUGGGCAACGUGCCUCAAUCUGCGCAGCUUCGCAACAUUGCUCACAUUGUUGCCGCGGUUAUCUUCAUCUCCUAUACUCUCUACCUGCUUGUGCACGAGUACAACCACUACCUGAGCGUCCGUGAGACCUGGCUCCGUUCGCCCAAGAUCCGUGCUCAGCUCAAGAGCCGCACCAUCGCUCUCAUCAACGUCCCCAAUGGCAUGAACAAUGAGGACAGCAUCAAGGAGAUUGCUUCUGGUGUUGCCGCUAGCACGGAUGCCAACUACCCCCGUCCGAGCGGUGUCACGGUUGACAGCCCCACUGCCGCUGGCCCCAAGCUCGGGGGUGGUGUCACGGACGUUUGGGUUGGCAAGAAGGUCGGCGAUGUGGAGAAAGUUUGGAACAAGCGCGAGAAGGCCAUCUACGGCCUCGAGGGCACCAUUGGUUCGGCCAUUAGCAAGGCUCUGAAGAACGAGCGCAAGGGCAAGACCCCUGAGAAGAAGGGCACACUUGACACCGACCGUGCUGGUGCCAAGCUGCUCGACAAGUACCUUGCUCCCAAGAAGCAGCCCAAGUGGAGGCCCGGGUUCCUCAAGUCCAAGAUUGCCCUCGAUGAUCUCCCCGAGUACAUUCACACCCAGGACGACCAGCUCCAGGAGCUCCGCGCCAAGGACGACUACAAGGAGGGCGAUGUCUCCUUCGUUCGCUUCGCUACUCAGGACGACGCCCUUAACUUUGCCCGCCUCGGCCCCAAGUCCAACAAGUCGUUCAACAGGGUCAAGGCGAGCAUCAACGUCCAGCCCGAGGACGUUAUCUGGUCCAACACCAACAUUGGUUUCUGGCAGCGCCUCGCCCGUACUAUUGUCUCUUGGUCGCUCACUAUUGGUCUCAUCAUCAUCUGGGCCAUCCCUGUGGCCUUUGUCGGUACCAUUUCCAACCUUGACGCUCUCUGUAAGGAUGUUAAGUGGCUCGCUUGGAUCUGCAAGGACAUUCCUGGUGUGCCUCUCGGUAUCAUCAAGGGUAUCCUUCCUCCGGUUUUGCUCGCUGUCCUCAUGAUGCUCCUCCCCAUCGUCCUCCGCAUCUGGAUCAAGUUGCAGGGAGAGAUCCGCAAGAGCGAGGUCGAGCUCAAGCUUUUCACCCGCUACUGGCUCUUCCAGGUCAUCCACUCUUUCCUUAUCAUGACACUUUCGGGUGGCAUCAUCGGCUCUCUUGGUGACCUGCUCAAGGGUAAACUGUCCGUCACGGAGAUCUGCAGCAUCCUUGCCACCAAGCUCCCAGGUGCUUCGACCUUCUUCCUCACCUGGAUCAUGGUUGUGACUUGGUCCGGCGCUGCCCAGUCUCUGGCCCGUGUCGUGCCGUUCGUCAUGUACCAGCUCCGCGGCUUCCUUGCUGGCAACACUCCUCGCAAGGUGUUUGGCCAGACCUUCUCCCUGGGAUCCACCCUCUGGUCUACCGCCCAGCCAGUGUACUGCCUGGUCGUUUGCGUGACGAUUGUCUACUCGGUUAUCCAGCCCCUCAUCACCGCCCUGGGCCUCGUCACCAUGAUCAUCCUCUACGCUGCGUACAAGUACCUGCUUAUCUGGACUGCCGACCAGCCCGGCUACCUCGAGACCGGCGGCCUGUACUACAUCAAGGCCAUGCGCACCGUCUUUGUGUCCCUCUACCUCACCGAGAUCUGCUUGGCUGGACUUUUCUUCCUCACCACGGACGCCAACGGCAAGCGCUCCAAGAUCGGCCUGGCUGGUGGUGCCAUUCUCGUUUUCAUGGGCGUGGUCACUGCCAUCACCCAGGCGUGGAUCGACCACAUUGGCUUCAAGAGGCAGACCAUCAUCUUCGGCCGCUCUGCCAACGGCAAGAGCUCAAGCCAGACCAACCUCAACCAGCUCUCGGAGAAGCUCACUGUCACGUCCAACGACGUUGACGACCCCGAGACUGCUGGCGAUGACGGUAUCAUUCACGACUUUGACAACCCGGCCAUGUGGAAGCCCCAGCCUGUCGUCUGGAUCGCCAACGACCCUCUUGGCAUUGGAAACUCUGAAGCCGAGCGCCUGAACGACCAGGGCAUCCCCGCGUCGACUGAGUAUGCGGUCGAGGACGUCAAGGCCAAGAUCGAGGUCUCUCGCUCCCCACCAGACGAGAAGUGGACCGGAGGCAUCUAAACGCAUGGCUCUAUUCAUUCACACCACCCGAUACCCCUAUAAUUCCAGACAUGACGACUAUGUAGACAACGAAGCACACGACACAACCUAUAUACACGGAGUUACUUGACGACUGUUUAUAAUCGUAACGGUCAGAAGGAAGCUUAUGCAGAAAACGUAAACAUGUC
Messenger RNA from Vanrija pseudolonga, 2998 nucleotides. It is a transcript of the gene RSN1, whose product is annotated as putative protein RSN1. Gene Ontology annotation, molecular function: calcium-activated cation channel activity. Bases 279 to 2831 code for a protein of 850 amino acids. NCBI's taxonomy places the organism in Eukaryota, Fungi, Basidiomycota, Tremellomycetes, Trichosporonales, Trichosporonaceae. The record is from RefSeq and is a predicted model, not a curated record. The transcript has 6 exons. Gene Ontology annotation, cellular component: plasma membrane.